Messenger RNA from Biomphalaria glabrata, 1145 nucleotides. Its product is annotated as putative dihydrofolate reductase. Gene Ontology annotation, biological process: tetrahydrofolate biosynthetic process; folic acid metabolic process; dihydrofolate metabolic process. The transcript is spliced from 7 exons. Gene Ontology annotation, molecular function: NADP binding; dihydrofolate reductase activity. Bases 546 to 1121 code for a protein of 191 amino acids. The record is from RefSeq and is a predicted model, not a curated record. Gene Ontology annotation, cellular component: mitochondrion. NCBI's taxonomy places the organism in Eukaryota, Metazoa, Mollusca, Gastropoda, Planorbidae.
CUGUCCUCUUUCGCGCGCUUACACACACAGCGACGCACACAUGUAUUAUUGCCAAUCUUAUGUUUUCUAUGUGAUAUUUCCGGUAUAUGUCUAUUUCGUUAAAUUAAGAACUAGAUCUAUAUAGGCCAAUAGUUGACUACUCAGCUUGAAGCAGUCAAUGCAUUUUUUAUCUUGUUAUUUGUAAAACAAGCCUACUAGUCAAGUACCGUAGAGUGUGUUUUUUUUAGAUCUAGAUCUAGACCAAGUCAAGCACAUUUGUCAACGCAUAACCAAACGUUCCUUGCACAGUGGACUGAAGACCUAUGGCUAUAUAUAUGUAGGCCUUUGGGUUAAAUAAAUAGGAACUAGUCUAGAUCUAAUCUAGAUCUAUGUAGGCUUGAUUCACAAUGAUACAUUUUCUAUGGACUAGUUAAUCUUAGUGCACCAGUAGUAGUUAAUGGAUCGUUGGUUUCAAAAAGAGAACCGUGAAGUGAUAGAUAAAAAAAAAAGGUAAAUCUAUGAAGUAACGACAACUGCAGGUAUUGUUUCAAUGAACUUGGUAAAAUAUGAGUUGUGCCCCCAUAGUCGCAGUCGCCGCAAUCUGUAAUGGACAUAAAGGUAUAGGUAAAAACAAGGAUCUCCCCUGGCCAUUUCUCAAAGAAGAUCAUGAAUUUUAUACAGGUCUGUGCAAAACAACCAAAGAUCCAAAAAAAAAGAAUGGCAUUAUUACAGGUCGAGUGGGCUGGGAAGGUUGGUCAGAAGAAAAGAAAACAGAUCCAAAAAUAACCACAGUAGUCAUAAGCAAAUCUUUACCUAAAGAUGAACCUCAUUGUAGAGGUGUUGCAAGAAGUUUUGAGGAAGCCAUUAAUAUGUUAUCAUCAGGCCCAGACAAAGACAAAAUAGAAACUAUUUAUAACAUUGGAGGCAGACUUAAUUACGAGCAUUCAGUAUCUGAUGUACGCUGUAAAAAACUUGUCCUGACUAGAAUAUUUCAAGAUUUUGAAUCGGAUGUUUACUUUCCUGAUUUUGAACAUGCCUUUGAAAGAGUCAGUGACCCAGAAAUUGAUGACAGAAUUCGUGAAGAUCCAAGCAGCAAAAUAAAAUUCCGCUUUGAAGUUUGGGUUCGAAAAUCUGACCAAUAAAACUUAUCUUAUAUUUCAAAAGUA